GACGUCAUCAAGUCUGCACAAGGUUUUGAACGAGAAUUAUUCUUGCAGGCGCCAUUAUCGAAAACACAGAAAAACAUUCCGAAAACCUGAGGAGUUUUUUGAAACUUGUGCGAGAUAUCUAUGCAUAUAGACAUGCCUGGAGAUGAGGGCAUGAAGCUUCUUUGAAGGCGGUCCUUACUGUAAAGAAACAAACAACAUUUUUCUGAUGAUGGGGAAGGUUAAUGGAAUCAAAAUCGAAUCGUGUUUUGAUGGGUCGCCGAAAAAGCAUAAUUUAAGCCUGGAAUGGGACAUGCUUCGGAAGCUUAUUCAAGUACUUGAUUUCCCUGAGAUGUGUCUGAUAACAAAUGAUGAUCUAGUUUGGGUUGCUUGCGUUGAGAAAGUUUAGCAAAGACGUAUGGAGACGGAAAACCUAGCAGUACGCUCAAUUUUUUCAUCACUAUACAAAUUCUCUUGCGUACUAGAAUACAAACCGAGUGCUUGGGUUACCUGUGGUCAAAGGAAGAGUUCUCUUCGCGAUGGAACUAAAAUUCCUUGAACUGCUUGAGAAUUAUGAAAAAGGCGUCAUGUUAUUUAGGGAUAUGCUCAAGAACUUGGUUCUGGAAAUGUGUCUAUCAUAAUUUGUUCGCCUCAGUUAAGAAAGAAAAGCAAACACGUGAAACAUGUUCCACAUCUAGGCAUCGAAGCUGAACUGUAUGUUGAUAAAUUUGAAAUCGAAGGGAUUCUCGCGCAGGAAGCCACCGGGAGAAUCAAAAGAGAGAUCAGCGGUCAGUAUAUCAAGGCUUCGUAUGCAAAGAUGAUAGAGACGGCAGGCGCACGCGUCGUCCCUGUCUUAAUAAACCAGUCGCCUCAGCAAAUACAAAAUAUAUUUAACUCAAUUAAUGGGCUUCUCCUUCCCGGGGGUCACGUCAAGUUGCAAAAGUCCGGUUACGGGAGAGUUGGCAAGAUGCUCUACGAGAUGGCAGUUAAGUCUAACCGACAAGGUCAGCCCUUUCCGAUUUGGGCAGAAUGUCUUGGCCUUGAAUUGAUAGCACUGUUAGCGUCCGGUCGAGGACUAGCUCGCGGGCAGUACGACACCGAACUUCUGGACCGGACCGACUCCAAGAUAUACAGUAAACCUUUAAAUAUUUCAAAAGACUACAAACAAAGUCAGCUAUUAGGAUCAGCGGACAGUACCAUGAUUCAAUACAUGAUGCGAGAUCUUAAAGCAUACAACAACCACGACAAGAGCCUAACUCCAGAGAAAUAUAAUAAAUACCCAUCACUUAAAUCUGCCUUCCGGAUCGUCUCCACCAAUAAUGAUCGAAAAGGAAAGGAGUACAUUUCUACAAUGGAAGGUCGCAAAUUCCCCUUUUUCCUGUUCCACUGGCAUCCAAACAAGGCUCGUUUCGAACAGCUCGAGAAUCAUCCAGUUCACGAUCCAUCGCACGAGUCUUUCCUUAUUGCGCAAUAUCUGACAAAACUAUUUGUCGAUAUCGCACGCCAAAAUAACCACAGGUUCGCGACAACGCAAAAAGAGAAAGCUGCACUUAUACAGAAUUACACUCCAAAGAAGUUAGAGGAUGGCCGAUUAAUUUACCAAUUCAAAAUGUGAUAAUCUUGAUUGUUGUUCUGCAAAUCGAGUAGCCC
Messenger RNA from Nematostella vectensis (starlet sea anemone), 1626 nucleotides. RefSeq names its product gamma-glutamyl hydrolase. The record is from RefSeq and is a predicted model, not a curated record. Gene Ontology annotation, cellular component: vacuole. Gene Ontology annotation, molecular function: gamma-glutamyl-peptidase activity. Lineage: Eukaryota; Metazoa; Cnidaria; Anthozoa; Actiniaria; Edwardsiidae. Gene Ontology annotation, biological process: tetrahydrofolylpolyglutamate metabolic process. Bases 794 to 1591 code for a protein of 265 amino acids. The transcript is spliced from 9 exons.